This is a messenger RNA of Aspergillus nomiae NRRL 13137, 11871 nucleotides long. RefSeq lists its product as uncharacterized. The coding region runs from base 1 to 11871 and encodes 3956 amino acids. Gene Ontology annotation, molecular function: fatty acid synthase activity; phosphopantetheine binding; 3-oxoacyl-[acyl-carrier-protein] synthase activity. Gene Ontology annotation, biological process: fatty acid biosynthetic process; secondary metabolite biosynthetic process. NCBI's taxonomy places the organism in Eukaryota, Fungi, Ascomycota, Eurotiomycetes, Eurotiales, Aspergillaceae. The transcript is spliced from 2 exons. The record is from RefSeq and is a predicted model, not a curated record.
AUGGAGCCGAUUGCCAUAGUUGGUACAGGGUUCCGAUUCCCUGGAUCAUGCUCAACGCCUUCUCGCCUCUGGGAUCUUUUACAUGAGCCUCGAGAUGUUGCCAGUAAAGUGCCCAAAGACCGAUUCAAUAUUGACUCAUUUUAUCACCCAACCAGCUCCCACAAUGGGACUACAAAUGUCACCGAAUCAUACUUUCUCACGGAGGAUGUGAAAGCGUUUGAUUCGUCGUUUUUCAACAUGUCUGCGAGCGAAGCCGAAUGCAUGGACCCACAGCAGAGGCUUCUAUUAGAAACCGUUUAUGAAGCGCUGGAGGCGGCUGGGAUUCGGAUCGAAGACUUAAGAGAUUCCUCGACUGGAGUUUUCUGUGGUGUCAUGUGUGAUGACUUCUCGCUCAUCCAGGCGCGCGAUAUCAACUGGCUCCCUCGAUAUGCCGCCACUGGUACGGCUCGCUCGAUUAUCCCCAACAGGGUCUCCUACUUUUUUGACUGGCACGGUCCAUCCAUGGCAAUAGACACUGCCUGCUCAUCCAGUCUCGUCGCUGUCGACCUUGCCGCAAAGGCUCUCCGGGACAAUGAUUGCCGCGUGGCUGUUGCUUGUGGGACCAACCUCAUACUGGCGCCCAACAUGUAUGUUUCCGAGGCCAACCUAAGCAUGCUUUCACCCCGAGGCCGCGGUCGCAUGUGGGAUGUUGAUGCCGACGGCUAUGCAAGAGGGGAGGGAAUUGCCACUGUUGUUCUAAAGAAACUCAGUGAUGCCUUGGCGGAUGGAGAUCCGAUUGACUGUAUCAUCCGAGCCACGCAAGUCAAUCAAGAUGGUCGCACUACGGGGAUCACAAUGCCUUCGGGCACUGCUCAGACGGCCUUAAUCCGCUCGACAUAUAACAAGGCGGGCUUGGAUCCCGUUAGUCGUCCUCUGGACCGAUGUCAAUACUUUGAGGCCCAUGGGACUGGGACAGCGGCGGGAGAUCCCCAGGAAGCAUCAGCGAUUUACGGGGCAUUUUUCUCUACCGGCAAUAGCCAUACCGAGAGCUCGAGAGAAGACGAUGUAAAUCCGCUUUACGUGGGUUCAGUCAAGACACUAAUCGGCCAUACUGAAGGCACCGCAGGGCUGGCAGGUCUAAUCAAAGCGUCGCUAUGUCUCCAGCAUGGUGUCAUCACGCCCAAUCUACAUUUUCGACAAAUCAACCCCGACAUCCAGCCAUUCUUUGGUCGAUUGCGAAUUCCAAGCCAGGCGGAACCCUGGCCUGCAUUGCCCGAUGGAGUCCCACGUCGAGCAUCGGUCAACUCGUUCGGGUUUGGGGGCACCAAUACUCAUGUCAUUCUGGAAUCAUACACCCAGCCGUCCAACAACGUGAGCAAUCCUUCAAGUGGCGUGGAGAUAGUCCCAUUCGUAUUUUCUGCACAUUCAGAGAAGGCACUGCAGAAUACUUUAGCCGCAUUUGUCGAAUUCCUCGACCACCAACCUGAGGUGGACGCCGUUAACCUGGCGUGGACAUUGUUCCGUAGACGCUCAGUGUUCUCUCGACGGCUGGCCUUCACGGCCUCAUCCCUGAGCGCCUUGCGUACUGAUCUGGAGGAAGAGCUUGUUCACAGGAGAUCUUCCAACUUCGUUCCUACGUUUCAACGCCCCCUCACCACGCCGGCUCAUAUCCUCGGUGUCUUCACUGGCCAGGGCGCACAAUGGGCACAGAUGGGCGCAGAUCUGCUCACGCGGUCUCCAAGUAUCCAAAGCUGGCUUGAGUCCUUGCAGGCAGCUUUAGACAGUCUGUCGAUGGAAUACCGGCCUUCCUACUCGCUCCUCGAAGAGCUGUCGGCACCAGAGGAUACCUCGCGGAUACAUCAAGCAGCUAUUGCGCAACCCCUAUGCACUGCCGUGCAAAUCAUACUUGUUAAGCUUCUACGAUCACUUGGUAUUACCUUCUCAGCGGUAGUCGGCCAUUCUUCUGGUGAAAUCGCGGCGGCUUACGCGGCUGGUAUUGUGACCGAAUCGGAUGCGAUUCGCAUCGCUCAUCUUAGGGGGCUUGUCGUGUCUCUGGCGGGCAAUAAUGGAAUUGAAGGGAGGAUGUUAGCCACAGGGAUGAGCGCUGAUGAGGCGCACGCCUUUUGCCAACUACAUGAAUGGGAGGGACGGGUCAAGAUCGCUGCGAUGAACUCACCGUCAAGUGUGACAUUGUCCGGGGAUGCGGAUGCCAUUGAACAGAUAGAAACCCGUCUAAAGGAGCGGAAGCAAUUUGCACGCAUGCUCAAGGUCAGAACUGCCUACCAUUCCCAUCACAUGCUACCAUGCUCGGACCCGUAUGUGGAGGCCCUUCAGAGAUGCCAGAUACAUCCACAGGCCUCUAACUCUACAGCCUGGUUCUCCAGCGUCUACGACGGCGAGCAGAUACGGAACAGCCAUCUAGAUCGUAUGUGGGCCGAGUAUUGGCGGGACAAUAUGGCUGGUACCGUUAUGUUCACACAGGCUGUCACAGCAGCCAUGCAGGCAGUGACUCCAGAUCUGGUCAUCGAGGUAGGUCCUCAUCCUACCCUGAAGGGCCCCGUUCUACAGACCAUUUCGAGCCUGCCUGGUAAAUCGCCGGAGCCAAUGUAUGUCGGUCUGCUCCACCGUUUCACCUCCGGUAUAGAAACCUUUUCGACGGCAAUUGGGGAUUUGUACCGCAUAGUGGGCCCAGACAGGCUGGACCUAGAGUCACACAUUCGGCAGUUUGAAGGUAGGGAAACUUUCACCGUCGUAAAAGAUCUUCCACCUUACCCGUUUGACCGGACUCAAACGUAUUGGGCUGAGUCGCGGUAUUCCAAGGCGCUUUCUCACCAUUCGGGGAGGCCGAAUCCGCUACUAGGCACCCUGACUCCGAAUAGCACCAACAAUAAAUACGUUUGGUGCAAUAUCCUCCAUCCUCGGGAUAUGGCGUGGCUCAAUGGCCAUAUGAUUCAAUCCCAGGCAGUUUUCCCGGCCACGGGCUACGCGGCAAUGGCAAUUGAGGCCGUCCAUAUCAUUGCAGACGACAGGAGCAUCCAGCUGCUGGAAUUAUACGAUCUUCACAUCAAAACGGCUAUAGCGUUUGGUGAUGAGAGUAGUCCCGGUGUCGAAGUAUUGUUCCAUUUGGACCGAAACCCAACGGAAGAGGACAGACUAGGUGUGCAAUUUACCUGCUACGCUAACAUUGGGGGUCGUCUUCAACAAUGCGCAUCGGGCCAUUUGGUCGCGACAUUUGGCAAGCAGAGCCCUUGUAUCCUCCCCAAACGGCUGCAGAAUACCCAUCAGAUGGCAACGGUUGACAUGGAUGCCUUUUACCAACAUCUGGACACGUUGGGGCAUGGCUAUACGGAUCUAUUCCGAGGGAUGCAUUCUGUCCGUCGCAAGCAGGGCGUCUCUAGCGGUUGUAUCUGGAAUGCUUGUCAGCAAGAUCCGCAGUCUAUGCUGAUAAUACAUCCAGCCCUGAUGGAUACGUUGCUUCAGGGUCUGCUUCCAGCCGCAGGCCUGCCAGAGGAUGGCCAGUUGCACACGCUGCACGUCCCUACCCGGAUCGAUCGGAUCACCAUCAACCCGUUUUUCUUUGAUGGCCGUGCCCACGAAUUGGGAGAGGAGCUUCACUUUGACGCGGAGAUCACACAGAUGGAUCCGGAUGGGACCUGUGGGGAUGUCGCCCUGUAUGAUCAUACAGGCAACGGGAUCCUACAUGUCGAGUGCCUGGAAACAUCGCCGCUGGCACGUCCUACCGCGGCAGAUGACCGCCUGCUGUUCUCUAAACUAGCCUGGGGCCCAUUGCAUCCGGAUGGCAGGCUGCUUUCAUGUACGGCAACACAACGGAGUGUUCGUCAAUCGGAGCUGUCGGAACAGCUGUCGCUACUGUACAUGCAAGACGUGCAGGCCCAGCUGACAGCCAAGGACCGCGCCAAUCUCAGCCCGCAUGGCGUUCGGAUGGUAUCUUGGAUCGACCAUACCUUAGCAAUGGUCCGUAAUGGGACGCAUCCUACCUGUCAAACGAAUUGGUUAAACAUGGAUCUGACCCAAGUGGCGAACGAGCUGGCGGAGGUGGCCCUGGACGUCGACUCAAGCAAGAUGCGAACAGUGGGCCAGAACUUACUACGUGCACUGCGACAUGAGACUUCCAUUCGCGAAGAACUGGGCCAGACAGGCCUCCUGAGUCGAAUAUCCAGCGAAUCGGACGACAUUUCCCCCUGCAAUGAAGCCUAUCUAGCGCCCCUUGUACAGCAGAUCGCCUUCCGCUUCCCACGCAUGAAAAUACUAGAGAUCGGCGCAGGCACUGGGUCAGCCACGGGCGCAAUCCUAGAUCGAAUUGGGCAGUCGUUCCACUCCUACACGCUUACGGAUCCCUCCGGUGCUCUCAUUGAGGAUGCACAGAAAAAAUUUGCUGCGCAUGCGGACAAGUUCAUAUAUCGCGCUCUGGAUAUUGGUGUUGAUCCCGCUGGCCAGGGGUUUGAAUCUCACUCGUACGAUCUAGUCGUGGCGGCCGGCGUGCUUCACGCGACUCCCGAUAUCCAAGCCACUCUAACGCAUGUUCGUUCCCUGCUCAAGCCAGGAGGCUAUUUAGCCGUGGUAGAGGGAACCAAUACAAGUCUCCUGCGUCCCUCCUUUGUCUACGGCAGCCUCGAUAAAUGGUGGCCGAGCGAGCAAGACAAGAUCCGGCCUUGGGGGCCGAUGCUUCCCGUCAUGGAGUGGGAUUCUCUAUUAAAAGAGACGGGGUUCUCGGGGGUUGAUACAUUCACUAGUGAUGACGGCAAUCGGCUGGCCUGUAUGUCAGUGUUCAUCUCCCAGGCAGUGGACGAUACCGUCCGUCUCCUCCGUCAACCGCUACGGUCCCCCCCGGUAGCUCGCAUACCAAAAGACCUGAUAAUUUUAGGCUGCGCGAGUAGCAAGACAACAGAGCUCAUUCUGGCCGUGAAAGCCCUGGUGGAACCUUUUUUCCGCCAAACAUUCGUCGUGGAUGGACUGGAUGACGUUGAGAGGCACUCAUCAUGGAGUAUGGCUACAGUGCUUAGUGUUCUGGAACUAGAUCAACCCAGCCUUUGCUCUAGUCUCCGGGAGCAAGACUUGGAAUCUUUACAGACGGUAUUAAACGUCGCCCAGAAUCUCCUCUGGGUUAGUGCAGGCUCCCUAGUAGACAACCCAGCCCAGACCCUGGCGCAGGGAUUCCUACGCUGCUUACGCUAUGAGAACACAUAUGCACGUAUCCAGCAUCUGAAUGUCCUUAAUCAAUCGUGUAUUUCACCACAGCUUAUUACCGAAACACUGCUGCGCUUGGUUCUACCCACCUUUGAAAACCAGUACGACUUACCAGUCGCUGUCUGGACGAUAGAGCCAGAGCUACGCUGGAACGGCAGCAUGAUGGAGUGUGUGCGUAUCAUCGAUGAUGUCGGAAUGAACGAACGAUACAUGUCUAAAAGGCGUAAUAUCGAGCAUUUCGUCAACCUAGAGAGUUCGAACUGCGAAGUCACUGUGACGAAGGGGCGCUACAAUAUCGUCGAGUGCUCUCAACGUGUCUGUGAACCCACAAACUCAGCGAGCACCAAGAUUAGAGUCCGCUGGUCUACUCUGUCGGCAUUGCGAAUAGAUGAGGCUGGAUUCUUGUAUGUGGUUAUUGGUCAGGAGGAGCGCACUCUUGUCCCGGUCAUUGCACUAUCUCGUAGCCUCGCAUCCACAAUCGUCACUCCGGCUAGCUGGACUAUCCGAUACAGUCAGGUCCCUGACGUAGAAGAUCGGAGUCUCCUGAGUGCCGUCGCCUGGGCCAUCCUGGCAAUAUCCCUGGUCAGAGCUACUAUCCCUGGUACCUGUCUGCUGGUGCAUGGCGCCUGUCGAAGCCUCCGAGAUGCGCUGAAGCAGCAGGCGUCGGUCAGAGGGGUCCAGCCCUUGUUUACCACUAGCAGCAAUGAAGACUUAUCAGACGACGUCGUGUUCAUCCACCCCUCGAGUACAUACCGGAGACUGAAAUGUCAGCUUCGUGGGGAUGUUUCGCGCAUUCUCCAGCUAGACGGGGAAACUGGCUCAAUAUCCCGCCAUUUCCGCUCUCUUUAUCCCAAUGCUGUGGUGCAAGAUAUAACAGAUCUCUGUCACACUUCCCCGGUGUUUUAUCCCAAACAUGACAUCGAAGAGGUUGGCCACAACCUGAACCGCGCUUAUCGCAUGGCCUGUCCGCUUGUGGCAGAGAGUAUCGAUACCAAUCACCCCAGUCUUCCCGGUCUCCAGGGCGUUCAAGCAAGAAUAGAUGGGUUGAGCCUGUUGAAUUGGCGGGAAGUAUCUGAUGUCCCCGUGCGAACUCAAUCGGCCAGCGCCGAUAUCCAUCUAAGCCCAAACAAAACAUACCUGCUGAUCGGAAUGACUGGAGAUCUUGGAAGAUCGGUAUGUGAGUGGAUGGUUUCCCGAGGAGCGCGCCAUAUAGUUCUGGCCAGUCGCCGGCCACAAAUCAAACAGCACUGGUUUGACUCAAUGUCUGAUGCUGGCGCAUGUGUGGCUGCGAUGGCAAUGGAUGUCACUGACAAAGAAUCGAUUCUCACGGUUGACGCUGAUAUCCGUGCCAAGUUCCCGCCGCUUGGAGGCGUGGUGAACGGAGCAAUGGUUAUUAAGGAUCAGGUGUUCGCGACUAUGUCCUGGGAUAUUUUGCAGCAGACCCUCAUGCCAAAGGUUCAGGGAAGCUUGCUCCUAGACGAGGUUUUUGGCAAUGCGCCGCUGGACUUUUUCAUCAUGUUUGGAUCCUUCUCGGCCCACUUAGGCAACAUCGGUCAAUCCGCCUACGCCGCUGCCAAUGGCUUUAUGGCCAGUCUCGUGGAGAGAAGGAGGGCUCGUGGCCAGGUGGGAAGUAUGAUCAGUCCCGGCUCUAUCCAAGGGGUUGGGUAUUUGUCCCGAGCACAGUCCUGGGUGAUGCAGUCGCUCCGCGACACCAUGAGCGACAUUACUCUUUCCGCAGGGGAUAUCCACGAGCUGCUCGCUGAGGCCAUUGUUGCUGGGCGUCCAGACGCUUGCCGGCCUGCAGAUAUUUUGGCAGGCUUAUCGCAUGUUUCACCGCCGAAGCAGCCAGAUAUUAUAUGGUAUAAUAAUCCAAAAACCUGGCAUCAUGUCAACCAUUUCAACCAAGGAUCUGCGGGCGAUGUGAGAACAACAGCACACAGCAUUGAUAUUAAGACCCAAUUAGAAACUGUUACUUCUAAGGAAGACAUGAUACGACUUCUGGAGCCCGCGUUCAUAUCCAAAGUGCGCCGCAAGUUGCAGCUUCCUGACGAGGAGGUCAUCUCUCGUGACGCGAUGCUGGUGGAGCUAGGAGUCGACUCCUUGGUGGCUGUUGAGCUCCGCACAUGGUUUGUUAAAGAUCUGGGUAUUGACCUGGCCGUGCUACAGCUCCUCAGCGGCGCAUCUAUUGGCCAACUCGUCGAGGAGGCCAGUGGGCGACUAGUAGAAAGGCUGCAACUGGUCCAGGAUGUAGCUUCACCUGCAGCCAAUGUGGACUCUGUUAAUGCUCAAAACAGUCCAAGUGAUGCCACGCAGCUUUCAACGUCCUCCCCUAACCCUUCGGACGCCUCCGACCUUGAACUCACCCCUACAACAAGCAUAUCCGCUUCCAAGGACGAUAUCGAAUCCUCCACAAGGAACACACCAAGCUCACCCCAGCCGAUAGCCCAGCCUGAGUUUGAAAAGAUCGAGCGAUUGUCGUUUUCACAGGCGCGCUUCUGGUUCCUGGACAACCUUCUAGAAGACAAAACAAUGCAUAACAUCGCUAUGCUAUUUAGUCUGGAUCAAGUGCCACGGGUGGACGAUCUAAAAGUCGCGGUUAAUCGCGUGGGGAUGAGACAUGAGGCGCUACGAACAUGCUUCCUACCUGGCAUCAACGGGACCAACGAUCCAUGUCAGGCCGUCAUGUCGACCUCACGCUGGCAGCUGGAAGUCAACUACGUUCACAAUGCCGACGCAAUCAGAGACGUAUAUGAGCGAAUCUGUGACCAUGUUUACGAUCUCGCCCACGGGGAUGUGGCGCAGAUCUGCCUCGUUAUGGCCCCACAUGAUAUCCAAGUUCUCAUCAUCGGAUAUCAUCACAUCUGUCUCGAUGCCGCCAGCGUGUUCAUUCUUUUUGAGGAACUUGAAAUGGUAUACCAACACCGGCCACUGCCUGCCCUGUCCCUGCAAUACCCGGCGUUGGCCGCCGCACAACAUGCCUCGUUUGAAAACGGAGCGUUUACCCAAGAGUUGGAAUACUGGCGGACGGAGUUCGCUGACUUGCCUGGCCCGAUGCCUCUCCUUCCAAUGUGUCGCGUGCGAUCCCGAACGGUUCUCAAGAAAUACGCCAUGACGACUGUGCGGCAUAGCCUACCCCCUUCGGUCACGGCUCAGGUCCAAGCCAUCUGCCGCCGCAAUCGGACGACCCCAUUCAACUUCUACAUGGCUGUUCUAUGGGUGUUGCUUGCAAGGCUUACAGACACUGAUGGUGUUUGCAUAGGGUUUGUGGAUACCGGUCGAGCCGACGCCAGUAGCCUGCGGACGGUCGGUUUCCAGCUGAAUAUUUUACCAAUUAGGCUCUCCGUAGACAAUGCUUCGCAGCCCUUCCGACACAUUUUGGAACUCAUGGAUGGGAAGACCAGAUUGGCGAGGGCCAAUUCCAGACUCCCGUAUGAUGCGAUGCUGGCAGAUCUGGGAGUAACCCGGUCGACCGCAUACAACCCGCUUUUCCAAGUCUUGGUGGAUUGGCAGCCACAGUCUGGCGCCACUCACAUGUUCGACGACAUCAAGAUCGUGCGGAAGGAGUGGACACACGGCCGAGUGCCGUACGAUAUCAUGCUGCAAUUCGUAGGAUCAGAAGACGGAUCGACCACGAUCGACUUUCAUCUGCAAGAAGCGCUGUUCUCGCGUCGGGGAGCAGACCUCCUGGCGCAGAGCUAUGGCGGACUGGUACAAUCGUUUGUCAAUUCGGAUGAAGUCAACGUGAUGCAGCCCCCGUUGUAUCAAUCGCUGGACAUUCAGUCGUCUGUCUCUCUUGGUAGAGGCCGGUUGCUGGCCUCGCAGUGGCCAUCCACAAUUUCUAAACAUAUCGAUCAUGUAGCGACCUCCCACCCUGCUCGGAUCGCCGUACAGGAUGCGGGAGGGUCCACGGCGCUCACUUACAGCCAGCUCAUGACUCGAGUCAAUGUGAUUGCGAGUGAGCUGCGUAGUAUGGGUGUGGGACCUGGGUCGCGUGUGUGCUUGUUCCAGCAUCCGACGGCAGGGUGGAUCAGCUGUAUGUUGGCUAUCUGGCGGUUGAAUGCGACGUACGUACCCCUAGACCUGCGGAAUCCAUUGCCACGCCUAGCAACCAUCAUCCAAGCUUGCCAACCACAGGCUAUGGUCUGCCAUGAUGAUACGGAGGCCGACGUCCACCGAGUCUCAUGCCCGAGCUCAAUACACAUACUGAACACUUCCCGGCUCCGCUAUGACACGGCAAUACCCAUACUGGAAAACCAGUCGACGCCAGAAGCCUGCUGCGCGGUCCUUCAUAGCAGUGGCACCACUGGUCAACCAAAAGGGAUCUGUCUUAGACACUCGAGUCUCCGCAACGCGAUAGAGGGCGAUAUCCAGCAAUCCAGAUUAGGAAGCGAAACGGCUUUGCAACAAAGCGCCCUAACAUUCGACUUAUCCUUAAUGCAGGCGCUUACUGGGCUCGCCACGGGUGGAAGAGUCAUCGUAGUCCCUCGCGCCCUGAGAGGGGAUCCUGUGGAAUUGGCCAACGCCAUGCUGGAGGGCAAAGUGACCUAUACCGUGGCAACGCCAUCCGAGUAUGCCACCUGGCUGUCAUAUGGGGGCGAGACCCUAAAGGAGGCAACAAAUUGGAGGAUUGCGUAUGCGGCGGGAGAAAUUCUGACGCGAUCCCUUGGUUUGGAAUUCCAACGCCUUGGGAUACCGGGCCUGCGCCUUUUCAACGUCUAUGGCCCAUCGGAAACUCUAGCAUCCCAUUCGACGGAAGUCCAGUAUCAGGAUUUGGAUCCCUUGCGAGACACAGAAGGUACAUAUUCGGUCGGGAAGCCACUUCCCAACUACACAACCUACAUUGUCGAUAAGCAGAUGAGGCCAGUGCCACAGGGCGUAUCAGGAGAAGUGCUAAUAGGCGGUGCGGGGGUUGGCCUGGGCUAUUUAAAUCUGGGACCAGCAACGGAGGAGAAGUUCAUCCCUAACAGCCAUGCCACUCAGGAAGACCUUGAUCGGGGCUGGACACAUAUGUACCGAACGUCCGAUCGCGGCCGUUUGCUUCCCGAUGGUACUCUAGCGAUUGAAGGUCGGAUCGAUGGGGAUACCCAAGUGAAGCUGCGUGGCAUCCGCAUAGAACUGCAGGAUAUCGAACACGGAAUCUUGCAGGCCAGUAGGGGCACUCUCAUCAAAGCGGUCGCAUCACUCCGAGGCGAAGCUGAUACUGCAUUCCUUGCGGCCCACGUUGAAUUUGAUCCGAGUCACUGGGGGAAGCGCGAAAGCUUAUUAGAGCAGAUUCGGGCAAGCCUGACGCUUCCGCAAUAUAUGUGGCCUGCUAUCAUUGUGCCUGUGGAGCAAAUUCCACUUAAUAUCCACGGCAAGGUUGACCGUCAUGCAGUGAAGGCGCUCUCGAUCACCGUCCCCAAGAGGACGACGGAAGACUCCUCUAUGAGUACCAGUCUCACCAGAUUAGAGGGCCGGUUACGACAAGCAUGGGCUAAAGUCCUGCCAGAUACCGUUGAUAUUUCUACGAUCGCCCCCAACACGGACUUUUUCCUCGUGGGUGGGAACUCACUUUCCCUCAUAAAGCUGCAGGCAACCAUUGCCCAGGAUCUGGGUGCCAGAGUCCCGGUGAGAGAAUUGAUGGAAGCGAACCAACUCGGUGAUAUGGCACAGAAGAUCGCCCAUUAUCAGACUGCGGCUCCGAUUGACUGGCAGGCGGACACGUCCGUCGAUGAUCUGCAGGAGGAUAAUUCAACACAAGGGUCUCCGCCUCGAACCAGCAGUGAUCUGACUGUAGUCUUAACUGGUGCGACAGGUUUUCUGGGGUCACGAAUUCUCCAGGGCCUGGCAGCGAGUCCGCAUGUGGGCCGCAUCCACGCAAUUGCAGUACGCAGCGCAUCCGGCCAUCAGGAUCGUGUUCUUGCCAGCACGUCGUCGAAAGUCACAACCCAUUACGGCGACCUGGCAGCUCCUCUGUUAGGUCUGAACCCAGAGACAUUCGCAUCACUGGCAGAACAGGCAGACCGCAUUGUUCACUGCGGAGCGAACCGGUCGUUCUGGGACGCAUACCCAGUCGUACGUGCGGAAAACGUUCACAGCACCAGGACGCUUAUCCGUCUCGGGCAGCGCCGCCAGGUCCCACUCCACUUCAUCUCCAGCGGACAAGUGACAUCGAUCCCUAUGGAUGAGACGCCCCCUUUCAAUGGGGCCGAUGGACAUCUGGCUUCCAAAUGGGCUAGCGAGCGCUUGCUCACGAACGCGGCGGAGCGCUUGGGACUGCCCGUCUGCAUCCAUCGUCCUGUUCAGGCAGAGCACAUGAAUCCUCCACCCCCUGAACUCGAGAAGGAGUUCCACGAUCUCAUCUUCAAACUAGAAAGUGUCCCUACGACAGGAGGGCUGAGGGGUAGCUUGGCGUUGAUGCCCUUGGCCACGAUCUCAGACGCAGUGGUGGCUGCAGUGGUGUGCAAGCAAGAAUCGAAAAUAAAGAUCCAGGAACACGUCGCCGAGGUCAUUAUCCGCGAGGAGGACGUGAAACACAUGCCCGCGGCAUGCGACCCUGGGGCUAUUGAGGGUUUCCCGCGGAUUCCUGCGACGCACUGGAUUGGGCGUGCCAAGAAGGAAGCAGGAUUUACCUGGUGGAUCGCGGGACAGGAUACUGGCUUAGAGGAAGAAGAGGAGGGGCUUUUUGUCUCCACCCGACGGUGA